CAUCAACAAUUCAUUUUCAUCAAUAUCACCACGACAAGAAAGUUCAAGAUUUUGAGAACUUAGAAUAUGGGAGCUUCACAAUCCAAAAACUUAGCUAAAGCUUCAAAAGCAGCAUCUUUGUCUGCCUCAAAUACUGCACGCAAAUACCCAACUAGAAGUCCGCCUCCUUCAUCUUCCCAUACCAAUGUAGAACCAAAUCGACCAAAUCCUGCAGCAAAGUUAGGGCCGUCUGGUCAUCCUGAUACAAUCUCCUCUUCGAAAAGGAAUCAAUGUUCGUCAUUCCAUCAAUGAAUUUCUAACCUUCCACUUUCAUUUCCAUCCUCUGGACGGUCUUGCAUUAGGAAUUCGUUUGCACUUCGCUUCAUAUGAUUAUACUAAUUUAAUGCCUCAUAUAGCUAUAAACUUCGAUGCCUCCGAUCCAGAUAUUGGCUUAGAUGCUCGUCUCCGUGAACUCGGUCCUGUUACACCUUCGCCUACUCUUUCCAACUCUUCCACAUUCAACAAAGUCUCAGGACAAGAUCCUACUACAUCCAGCAGCAACUUCGUCCCUUCUGCUUCUACACCUUCGCAAUCGAUUUAUCCAACCACAAGUAAUCCUGCGAUUUCGCUUUUGACGGCAAGAUAUAGAAUAGCAGGAGAGGCAGAAAAGGACUUUGAGAAGAUUGGUAGGAAGGGGUUUCAGGGAAGGAAGUAUUUAGAUGUUGCGACUAUUCGAACGGUGCUGGUUUAUAGAUCCGAAGGCAUGCCUGAUGCGGAGAUUGAGAAGAGAUUAGAACUAAGGAGUGGAAUAGUAAAGAGUCUAGGAGGGAGAUUAGUGAGUGUGGCAGGAUUAUAAUGCGAGAGCAUGAAGGGAGGGAUUGGAGCUCACAUCCCACUCGAAAGACGCCUACAAUAGCGGUUUGACUCUAGCACAUUAUGGGCAUUGACGACAGUUUCCGGCAAGUCUAUUAUACGGGUUUUGAACAAAUGAACCAUUGGCUCGGGCGGAACAUGUACAAAUAUAAUGAAGGAUGAAGGGAAUGAUGAAGAAGGAUGGGUGGCAGUGUGGCAGGUGUAUUAAUUCCUGCGAGUAGAUUAUUGUAUCAUAUGUCACGAGAGUCUCUACUUAUGUCAGGAGAAGCAAAAGCCUUCAAGAAUAACCAAAAACCUUUGGUAGAAUCACCAAAAGGUAUGUGCUUGAGAAUCUCCAAGGAACAGUGGCUACCGGCACUCGGUAAGUCUGCAUCUGAUAGGGAGUCGACAUCUUGGUGGCAUUUGUAAUAUCGCCAUUCUUUGAGCCCAAAGUAUUGGUGUAUACCAAAGGAUAGAGAUAGGUAGGCGGGAGGAAUCGCAAUCGACGAAACCAAAUUUCAUGCUCAUAAUCCAUGUCGACUCAAAUGUCAGACUGCGGGGCAUAAGUUUUUGAAGCUAUUCUGCCGGGCGGUGUGUGAU
Molecule: messenger RNA, 1431 nt
Organism: Sclerotinia trifoliorum
Lineage: Eukaryota; Fungi; Ascomycota; Leotiomycetes; Helotiales; Sclerotiniaceae
Source: the annotation of a GenBank genome assembly